GAGGCAGAGCUGGGAUUCGAACCCACGACCUCCGACUCCCAAGCCCGGGCCCUUUCCACUGAGCCACGCGGCCUUGCCAUGGAUUUCCCGCCCAGCCUCUUCCCGACGUUCGUGACCCCCGGGCCGCCCAUCCCGGCCGAGCCCCCCGUCCCGCCCCCCAUCCCCAGCCGUGCGGACUGCAUCCGACUGCAGCCCGCGGGGAGGCCGGGCCCGGGGGCCGACCCCCAGUUCGUGGCAUCGCACACAACGGCGGGGGACACGUGGGAGGCAGAGACCCCUAACCCUCUUCCCCUUCUGCUGCCUGGCUCAGGCUGGGAUCCCGGUCUGGCACCCCAAGAUCUCCUUUUCCGGCGGCCUCUGAAGCGCCAGGCAGGGAUCGGAGCUGGGUCCACGGUUGCGGUGGACUUUACAGAGCAGCUGGACAAAUUUUUCUGGGAUCAUGGUGAUGUGGUCUUCGGGCCCUAUGGGAAGCUGAUGCGGGAUGACUUCAAGCUGGUACAACUGAGGAGAGGACGAUCGAGGGAAAAGACAACAGCCAGAGUGUGGCCACUGCUCCAAGAUCUGAGUGAUCACCAGCCUUGGGGGUGUCCCUGGGCCCACGUGACCCACCGGCAACGUCGAUUCUCCCGCAUGCUGAGGCCGGUGCUGGAGGCCGACCUGGCUGGGGACCUGGUGGGAAAUCUGCUGCAGGAGGAGCUAGGGGGAUGCUGGCGGCGAUUGCUCUUUGAUGAAGCUCCCACUGGGGGGUCACUUGGCUGGUUUCCGGGACCUUGUGGGGGCCAGCUGGUCUACCCUGCAGGCAGCGCUGCCGAGGAACUGUAUUUCCAGGACAUCGCGCUGUCUUCGGCCGGAGCCCCCCAGGCUCACGGAGCGCCGACCCGCGUUCGACUCCGUGGGCCCGUCCGGCAGGUGGUGACGGGGACCGUCCAGGGGGAAGCCCUGGCAGCCGUGCGGUCCGAUCACCACUGUGCUGUAUGGAGGCUUCGCAGGACGGGGAAGCCAACGCCUCUGCAGGUGCUGGCUACAGAGACGGGAGCCACGUCUCUGGCCCUCAGCCCUCACCUUCCUGGCGAACUGACCGUCUGCACCGGUGCGGGAGCCGUCUACCUGUGGAGCCUGCAGAAUGGGCUCCAGCGGGUCCGCAGAAACACUGAGACCUUGGCUUUUCACGAUCCAUCACCCUGGCGCUGGGCAGACUUCACUGCCCACCCCCGGGUGUUGACCAUUGCUGACCGCACCGGAGUGGACACUGCGGACACCAGGGUCUCCCUGAGUUGUGGCCAACACCUGUUCCGUGUGGGCGCAGAGGCUGCAUGCCAGCAAGGAGAGAGGGUAUUGCUGCUGCGGCACCUUGCUCCCCACCUCCCCACGCUGCACCUUGUCCUCACGCAGUUCUCACUGUACCUGCUCGAUGAACGUCUGCCCUUAGUGCCGAUGGUUAAAUGGGACCACGGGCUCCCUUCUCUGCCCCGCCUGGCCCAGCUACUGCCUCCUCAGAACUCCAAGUGCCAACAUCCUCUCCUUCUUGGAGGGUCUGGAGGGGAACUGCGGCUGCUGCAGAUCUCAGGCAAAAGUGGUUCUCCCCCUCAGUUCACCGGGCCCCCACUGGCCCUCCCAUCACUGGCUGAUGCCCUCCCUGACUUCCCACCAGCCGAACCUCGCAGUCACCAUUUGCUGAAGGAGAGAUUGCGUGCUCCAGCUACAGGCCUCGCUGCUGCCUCUGGCCUCCCUGGGCCUCCGUGCUCUUUGCUGAUCUUCCAGCUGUCCGCUGCCGGCGAUGUCUUCUAUCACCGUCUGCUACACCGGUCAGAGGCCGACCCCAGCAAGGACACCGGGGAGGCUGUGGGCCCUGGGCCAAAUGAUGACUCCUCUGGAACCCGUGCCGUUGAUCAUGACCCAAGCCCGGGGACUGACCCUGACACCGAGACGACUGCUGCUUCCAACCCCUCUGCAGGUUCCAGGCAGGCCCCCUUCUCUGCUGGUGGGGACUCGCAGGCCGCCGACUGCUGGCAGGGUUGGCUGAGCACCCUCCUUCAAGGCGCCUCUCACCCUCCUCAGUCCCCCUGGGCCCCCCCAACUUUUGCUCGACGAAAGCUUCUUUCCCUGGGGCAGCAGGGAGCCUCGAGCUCAGUGGCGGCGGCGGCCCGCAGCGGGCUCCUCGUGGCCAUGGCUGAGGGGCAGCUGCUGCACCCAAAGGACCUGGGCCUGGCUCCCACUCAGCCCUCCCCGGCCCCCGGCCCCCUGCCCGGCAGUUGCAGCAAUGACCUGAACGAACGUCUGGGAGCAGCCUGGGGGGGCCAGGGCCGAGCAUGGUGGGAAGCUCGGCAGGUUGGGGCCCGCAAGGAGAGGGCUCAGCGGCUGCGGGAGAGGCGCCAGCAAGCAAAGCGCAGGCAACCCCGGCCCCAGCUCUCCAGCUCUUUCUCCUCUUUCUCCUCUUUCUCUGUCUGCUCCUUCAGUGCCCGCUCUGACCUCUCAGACUGCCCCAGUCCCCCCCACAGCCCCGCCCGCGUGGCCCACAGCAGCCCUACCCAUACUGGCCUCAGCAGCCCCGCUGGCAGUGCCCCUCUGCAGGCCUCCAGUGACCUCCCCAAGGCCUCUAAACCCUCCUCUUCUCUGCCCUUCUCAGUGCGCCAAGUCCCGGGCCUCCCCCGGGAGCGCUUACGAGUGCUCCGGAAAUAUCUGGCUGCCCUACCAGAGUCCCAGGCCCCGCUUUCCGUCUCUCCUUCUCCCAACCCCAGCCUGGAGCCCAGCUCAGUCCUUUCCCAGGACCCGAGCAUCAGAACCCAGGCUCCUUCCUCCCUCUCCUCACAGCCCCAGAAGAAGAGAUCCCGUAUGGGCUUCUGAGUUGCGGGGCGUCUGAUCCUCUGCCUCUCCCAGGUAGCUGGUAAGAGGUGUGCAAAUAAGAGAAUGUGGACCAAUAAAUGGAAGGUGACUUGGGGACUAAGGUGGCUGACUGGAAUAAGAAGGGUAAGCAGGUAGCAGAGAA
Molecule: messenger RNA, 2986 nt
Organism: Tachyglossus aculeatus (Australian echidna)
Lineage: Eukaryota; Metazoa; Chordata; Mammalia; Monotremata; Tachyglossidae
Gene: TAF1C
Product: TATA-box binding protein associated factor, RNA polymerase I subunit C
Exons: 14
Coding region: 79-2844 (921 amino acids)
Biological process (GO): transcription by RNA polymerase I
Cellular component (GO): fibrillar center
Molecular function (GO): protein binding; RNA polymerase I core promoter sequence-specific DNA binding
Source: RefSeq, a predicted model, not a curated record